Messenger RNA from Diaporthe amygdali, 1089 nucleotides. RefSeq lists its product as uncharacterized. The coding region runs from base 1 to 1089 and encodes 362 amino acids. The transcript has a single exon. The record is from RefSeq and is a predicted model, not a curated record. Gene Ontology annotation, molecular function: heme binding. NCBI's taxonomy places the organism in Eukaryota, Fungi, Ascomycota, Sordariomycetes, Diaporthales, Diaporthaceae.
AUGGCUCUCAUCGGCAUCUCGCUGAUAGUCGCAUCCGUCGUGUUCUUCUGCCUACGUCCCCCGGCCUGGCUGCCGCUCCCAAACCUCCUCUUCAGCUCGCGCCAUCACAGAGCGAGAAUUGACAACCCACAAAACUCAACCGAGCAACCACUACAACCAACCCGCGACGCGCGACUCCGCGACGGCGACGGUCACAGUGACGGUGAUAGCGACGGCGAUGGCCAGGCUACCCCCAGGGCCGCCGCAUGCACUACAAAUCCCGCCCAUGCCAUCCCCAGCUUUUCGCUGUCCGAACCUCUGCCCUCGCCGUCGCCUUCGCCGUCGCCCUCGACCUCACAACCCACCAGGCCGGCCAUCCCCCCGCCAAGCGACUCUGGCCAGAUACCUCGCUCUCCUCUUCCUCUGCAGCCCACGCAAGCAAUCAGAGCGCCAACUGCGUCUGACCUCAUGCCACCGCCUCCGCCUCCGCCACCUUCAUCGUCAGGCAGCCUCUCUCCAGCCGUCAUGGCCCCUCCUCCGAAGCCCGCGAUAAAUGCACGCCGCAUUCCAACCCUCGCGCCGGUCUCCAGCAACAGCUCAUCCCUCCGCCCCCCACAAGCGCCCUCGCCGAACCGCUCCCUCCCCGUCCCCAGCCGUGCUCCCGGCACAUCUACCCUCGCGCCGCCACCCACCCACUCCUCCGUUCCGACCAAGCCCUCCAAGCAGGUAAAGCUGACGCCAGGCCACUCCCCGAUGGACUGGGCCCGCCUGGCCCAAUCCCCGACAUCCGAUCUGCGCGGCCUGCCUCCCUCUACCCCGUACCUCCGAGUCACGCCCUCACAGCUCCGCCAGAUGACCGGCCGCAAGGGCAAGGAUGCCUGGUCUGUCUUCUCUGGAAAGGUCUACAACAUAUCCCCCUACAUCGGCUUUCACCCCGGUGGCGAGGCCGAGCUGCUCCGUGGCGCAGGCCGCGACGGCACCCGCAUGUUUGCCGAGGUCCACCCCUGGGUCAACUACGAGACCAUGCUGAGCGCCUGCUUGAUAGGCAUAUUGGUGGACGAGCAUGAAGUUGAACACCAUGUAGGAAAGGCAAUGGAGGAGAUGGACUAA